Messenger RNA from Caenorhabditis briggsae, 453 nucleotides. The record is from RefSeq and is a predicted model, not a curated record. Lineage: Eukaryota; Metazoa; Nematoda; Chromadorea; Rhabditida; Rhabditidae. Bases 1 to 453 code for a protein of 150 amino acids. The transcript is spliced from 2 exons.
AUGACUAGAGCCUCCAAGAACACGAAACCCGCUGCAAUUGAGCUAGAAGAGGAUCUAGAUGACGUGAUGCCAGAAUUAGUUGAAGAAGAAGACGUCAUCGUCCUCUCCGAGGAUAAUAACACGAUUUCUGAAGAUGGUGAAGAGGAGGAAGAAGAGGAAGAUCUGAAGCUUGCUCCGGAUAGUACGGUGGAAGUUCCAAAGAAGAAAAUUAAUGAAAAAAUCAAUGAGGAAGAUUAUCGGAAGAAGGAGAAGGCAGAGUUAUUGGCAGUGCUUGAUAGAUGUGGAAAAUUGGGCGGUCCGAACUUUGACGCUGAUCAAGAACGAGUGCUCAGGGAGCUCACCAAACAAAAAGAGACUAUCAAACGACUGUUGGACGAGAUGAGAGAGUCGAAAAAGAGACAGAAGACCUAUAAUAUUCAGACAAUUUUCAAACGAAAACAGAAAUCGAAAUAA